This is a messenger RNA of Rattus rattus (black rat), 3223 nucleotides long. RefSeq names its product Rho GTPase activating protein 19 (gene Arhgap19). The transcript has 13 exons. Gene Ontology annotation, biological process: signal transduction; regulation of small GTPase mediated signal transduction. The record is from RefSeq and is a predicted model, not a curated record. NCBI's taxonomy places the organism in Eukaryota, Metazoa, Chordata, Mammalia, Rodentia, Muridae. Gene Ontology annotation, cellular component: cytoplasm. Gene Ontology annotation, molecular function: GTPase activator activity.
GACCAAGCUGCCGCGGAAGAUGGCGGCUGAGGCGCUGAAUGGAGGGGAGGCGCCGGUCUGCGACUCCGACCGGAGUGAUGCCAUCUGCAAUUUUGUCAUUUGCAAUGACUCUCCCCUUCGAGGCCAGCCUAUUAUCUUCAAUCCUGACUUUUUUGUGGAGAAACUCCGACAUGAGAAACCAGAGGUGUUCACUGAGUUGGUGGUCAGCAAUAUCACAAGACUUGUUGAUUUGCCUGGAACUGAGUUGGCUCAGCUGAUGGGUGAAGUGGACCUUAAGUUGCCUGGUGGGGCCGGCCCAGCAUCAGGAUUCUUCAGGUCUCUAAUGUCUCUCAAGAGGAAGGAAAAAGGAGUGGUGUUUGGAUCUCCAUUGACGGAGGAAGGCAUUGCUCAGAUAUAUCAGCUGAUUGAAUAUCUGCACAAAAACUUGCGAGUAGAGGGCUUGUUUAGAGUACCAGGCAACAGUGUCCGACAGCAGCUUUUGAGGGAUGCUCUCAAUAAUGGGACCGAUAUCGAUUUGGAUUCAGGAUAGUUUCACUCAAACGAUGUAGCCACACUGCUGAAGAUGUUUCUAGGAGAGUUACCAGAGCCCCUGCUGACCCAUAAACAUUUUCAUGUACACCUCAAAAUUGCUGAUCUGAUGCAGUUUGAUGAUAAAGGAAAUAAGACUAACAUACCAGACAAGGAGCGGCAGAUUGAGGCCCUGCAGCUGCUCUUCCUAAUCCUCCCUCCAGCCAAUCGGAACUUGCUAAAGUUACUGCUUGAUCUCCUGUAUCAAACAGCGAAGAAGCAAGACAAGAAUAAGAUGUCUGCCCAUAACCUUGCUCUUAUGUUUGCGCCCCAUGUCCUGUGGCCCAAAAAUGUCACUGCAAAUGACCUUCAGGAGAAUAUCACGAAGUUAAACACGGGGAUGGCUUUUAUGAUCAAACACUCUCAGAAACUUUUUAAGGCCCCUGCUUAUAUUCGGGAAUGUGCCAGAUUGUACUAUUUGGGCUCCAGAACUCAAGUGUCGAAGGAUGAUCUUGAUCUGACAACCUCAUGCCAUGCCAUGUCCUUCCAACGGGCAAGACCUCAGAAACAGAACAGGGUAGAUUCCUAUUCUCAGCAGGAGGAGACCCAGCAACACACAGAAGAGGCGCUGAGAGAACUCUUCCAACAUGUUCAUAACUUGCCCGACUCAGCGAAGAAGAAACAACUUAUCAGACAGUUCCAUAAGCAGUCUUUGACUCAAACACCAGGGAGAGAACCUUCUACCCCCAGGGUCCAGAAGAGAGCCCGCUCACGCUCCUUCAGUGGGCUUAUCAAGCGCAAAGUCCUGGGCAGUCAGAUGACUUCAGAAAAGAAAAACAGUUCCCCUGCUCCAGAGUCUGUGUCCAUGGAGGAACUGAAGAAAGCCAGCAAAGAGAAUAUGAACCUGUUCUUCUCUGGCUCUCCAGCUGUCACAGUGACACCAAUGAGAUUGAAAUGGUCUGAGGCGAAGAGAGAGGGGAAAAAAGGAUUCUUUUGAAGGAUCUACUGACUACUUCUGUCCUCCACAGUGAAGUUUCUCUUUAGUGGGACAAGUGUUAUUUCUGUUCUCAGUGAAGUUUGGACCUGCAGCUUGCUUGCUGCCUUAUGAAAGCCAACUUAAACCCUGACCCGACUGAUACCUCUAACCCACUCACUGGAUGUCUCUGGAGCUGUGCCUCGAGAGAGUGCUGCACUCUGUGUUUGUCUUUAACCGCAGAAAGCCACUGCCUGCCUGCCCAGCGUACACAGUGCAACAGAAGCUGUGAUCCAGUGCAGAAGAAACUUGAGGAAAGCAUAACCUUCUGUGUCUUGUAAUAUGUGGCUGUUCUAACCUGUGGUAUCUUCUGGGAAACUCACAAACUCCAUCGCUGUCUCCGAAGGCUGCUGUUGCCCUUCUGACAACGUGUACAGUUGCUGGUUUGAGCCAGUGUUUAACCACUGUUUUUAACCUUUCGUUUGUUUGUUUGCGACAGAGGUUUCUCUGUGUAGGUGAAACUCGCUCUGUAGAUCAGGGUGGCCUUGAAUUCAGUUUUCCUGCCUUUGCCUCCCCAGGGUUGGGAUUAAAGGCGUGAGUGGCCACUGCCCAGCUGACCUGUGUCUUAAAGGAUAUUUAUGGUAUUUAUUUCCAUGUUGCAGCAGUCUCUUUGAAAGUACCUUUCUUUUCUUUCUGGGGCUAAUUGUCUUAGCUUUGUGUCAAAGUGUCGGGUGGUUAUUGCUGUCAGAGGGACCCAAGCAUGACGAUUCAGAUAUCUGAUUUGUAUCUGUACUGGGUAAGUGAACAGAGGCCGUGGGCCCUUUCUCUAACCUUUUCUCUAAUCACAGAAGUGGAUUUUCUCACUGAGAUAAGUGAUCAGGAUCAGGUUUGAACCCGCCCUUGCCUGUCCUGUCCCCUACUCCCCAUCACACAUGCACUGUGUAGGAACAGCUGGGAGACAGCAUUGGUUGUACCUAAAGCACAGCUGAUGGGUCCUGAGGGAACCCACAGUUGUCCCUCCACACAGAACGUUCUGUACUCUGAAGGUCCUCCUGGAAUCAGUCAGGACUGCUGAAGAAGCACCCCUGGGAGACGAGGCAGCACAGAUGCUGACAGGUUGUGUGCUGGGGUCUGUUCUCUGUGACAUCCUUUUCCCCUGGAAACGGCGUCACCCCUGCUCUACACCCUAAAGUCUUUAGACUGAAGUGAGGAUCCAGAUCUAAACCAACAGGACUGUCCUAGAAUUUGGAGAGGAUUUGGCUUCCUAAGAUGAAGCUUUUGAGUGACCUUAGUGUGUAGUGGGCUGAUGGCAGACUCCCUGUCAGAGCUGGCUUUACUAGACGGCUAAUGCUGGGAGCCGUGUGCUGUUGAUGGAGGUAGGCAGUGAGGAGAUGGAGGGUAAAUAAUAGCCUGAGUGCUUUGUCACCAUGGAAACUGGAGUUCGUGAGGCCACAGCCCACGCUGAAGAGCUUUUGAGCAUGGCCCUGACUUGCUCAGUCCAUGGGCUAUAGGGAAGGUGUUCCCUCACCCAAGGCCUUUCAGCAAGGCUUGCCUGUACACGGCACUCUGUGCUCCCUCGCUCCCUCACUUGACCCCAAAAGGUUUCUUAGGAGAAGGCUGUACCUAUUUGUUAUUUUUGAUUAUUUUGGAUAUAUAUAUAUUAUGUAACUAUAAAGAAACAGCCAUAUAUAUUGUCUUUUAUAUUCAUGUAAUAUUCUGAAAUUAAAUUUCUUCUGUUUCAUA